UCAAGUGCAACAUGCGUAUCAAAAUGUGAAUAAAUAAAUUGUGUUAUUUAUUGAUAUUUUGUUGUCUUCUGUGUUCAUAAAAGCUCUUCAUAUAUGCAGAUCUGGACAAAGCAUGUUUGAUUAAUUAUAGGAAUAAAGAGAAAAAAAGGUGACAGAAGUAAAAAUAUAAUUACACCCGUUUAACUGAUAUGCUAACAUGCUUUAAGAUUGAGAAUUAUAACACUGUGGAUAAUUGACAUUAUUAAUGUGUAUAUGUGAUCAAAAGGUUCGACAGAGAAUGAGUCAUUUAAGACCUUAAAAAUUAUAAUGCUCUUCACAGGAUCAAUUGAUUAUCAAGUUUGACAUGUUUAAAGUAUUAUAAUGUUCAUAAACAUUGCAUAGUGAACAUUAUAUUGAGCAAGGUGAUAUUAAAGAGAGAUUAACAAGAAUGGGGAUGCUGAGGAGAAGCUGGCAGAUAUUGAUGCCUAAAUAUAGACUGGGUAACAUGAUGUACAGACUGUGUUCUUCAAAAGCUCACAGAAGUCACAGAGUUAUCAUAUCUUCAUCGACGAAUAUCUACGAGAAUCUUGCAUUAGAAGACUGGUUGUUUGAGAACACAGAUUUUCAGAACGAGUCAGUGUUGUUGUUGUGGAGGAAUAAGCCGUGUGUUGUUUUUGGAAGACAUCAGAAUCCAUGGGUGGAGUGUAACGUGCCAUACUGUGAGAAACAUGAGGUCGAUCUUGUGAGGCGUAAAAGUGGUGGAGGGACAGUGUAUCAUGAUGAGGGGAAUCUAAACUGUUCAUUCUUAAUGGAGAGCUCUCUAUAUAACAGACGUAGAAAUCUACAACUUGUUGUCGAUGCUAUAAAAUCACAAUGGAAUAUUCCUAUUGCCAUUAAUAACAGAGAUGAUCUCAUGUUUCAAGAUAAUUAUAAGAUUUCAGGAACAGCAUCCAAAUUAGGUGGUAAAAAGACAUAUCAUCAUUUUACAUUGUUAUACAAUGUUGACAAACAGAGAUUAAAGAGUAUUCUGAACUCUAACUUGGAAGGUAUAAGCAGUAAGGCUACUGCCAGUUUAAAGAUGUCAGUAACAAAUCUGGCUGAUCAUUUCCCCGAUGUAGACUAUACAUCUCUGGUUGAUGUUAUCAGUGAACAUUUUGUACACAAUAAUCAGACGAAAAGAAUACAAUCAGUUAAUCCAUUGGAUGAGAAUCUCUUCGAUGGUGUGGAAAAGCAUCUGGCAGAGUUGAAAUCUUGGGAAUGGAUAUUUGGUAAAACUCCUCCAUUUUCUAUUGAACGUACAUUUUACAGUAAGAGAAACAAUAUGAAUGUUCUCAAUGUGAACGUAGAUGUUACAAAAGGCAGGAUACAUAACUUGAAAUUAGAGGAGUUGAAUAUUUUAAAUAACACUAAAGUGGGUAGAUCAUUUUUAACGUUGAGGAUCGGUCUGGAAGAGACGAAACUAUGUCCGAAUGAAGUGCGGAAAAAUUUAUCUGAUGUGAAAAUGGAGUGGAUCGCCCAGCAAGUGUAUACUGUACAGACACACGAAUAUCUGGACUGGGUUCUACAAUGUGUCAUGGAAACAUUUGCCAUAUUUAGUGAACGGCGUGAACCCUGAUUGUAAAGUUGUCUCAGAAAGUUAUUUUAAGUUCAGGAUGGCCAACCAAUAUUUAAAGCAAUGCAGUGGUUUUAUUAUUUAUUUAUAGGGAUGGCAACAAGCAACGGCUGAGUAUCUUUUAAUAGUUUAAAAUUAAUUUGAUAUUUGCGUACUUUGUAGGAAAAAAAUAUCACUUGGUUUUAUUGUUCUGAAAUAUAACAAUUUACAAUUUCUAAGAUAUAUGUCCGAUAUAAAAGACAUGAUUUUAAAUUUAAUCAAAAUAUCUAUUAAGAGGUGCGAUAAUUUUAUUGGAAAUUGACUGUUGUUUAUGUCUCAACAAGGCAAUCAGCAGUUUGACAGGUGUAUGCAAUAAACAACAACAUCAUCACUUAUAUCAUUCUUGAUUGCUUAUGACAUUAAAUACCACUGUGUUACUUUAAUUUGCUGAGCUAAUACCUUUCAAUAAGGUCAGAUGUAAGCAAUUAAUUAGACCAUAUCAACAAUUGAACCAACAAUAUUUAUUUUAUUUUCAAGAAACUUUUCUUGCAUUUUUAGUACUAGUCAAUUCUGUGUAUCAAAAUAGAAAAAGAAAGUAGGUUGCUGACAGUUUAUAAUUAUAUGUUACAUUCUUCAUUCAUGUGAUAGGUUUGACAGAAAUAUGGAUGAUCAUUAGAUGGAUUAUGGUUCAAAUUACAUUUUAAAUGUCCUGGUAACUGAGUACUCAAUUGGAAAAAUGACUGAGUGCUCAAGUACUGAAAUUAAUACUCGUUAUCAUCCUUUAUAGUUACAAUGUGUUAUCCAGUUUCAAUAAAUUUCGAUUUCAACUAAAUAAAGAUCAGGGGAGAUAACACGGAAUAUGUAAACACCAGUUAUAUAAUCCUUUAAUAAUAACAUGUUACUUAAAUCAGUGAUUUUAUAGGUUAAAUGUCAGGUUGGUACAAGGCGUAUUUUAAACUACAUUUUCCAAGAAAAAGUAGAGCCCUGCCCUGGCUUGGCUCCUGACAGUAAGCUAUGACAGUAAAUCUACCUGUACCUUUCGUAAGGUUCAAAAAUCAAGCUGCUGUAUUUGACUUAAUCCAUUAACUAAUUAAAUUGCAAAAUAAGUCAGAUAUCCAGUUUAACAUUUAUCAUACUUUAUGUUUCAAAUGGGCAUUUUUUUAGAUGUCAGAUUGUAAGAUGUAAUAUAGCUUGGUCAUUAUUAUUGGAAAAGAGUGAACUCGGCCCAAUACCAACUCGGCACGGGUCAACUCGGCCCACUUUACAAAAAUAUAUAGGCCUAUAACGUAUUUACUUUGCUUUGCAUGUUGUUCAGGUAAAUGAAUAAUAAGAAAUAUCUUAUUAUUAUUACAUUGUACCUCUGCUGAAAUAACGUAUAUUUAGAAAAAAAAAGUUAUUUAUUUGUCUUGCAGAUUCAAUAAAAUUAAUAUAGACACAGGCAUGAUUAUCGAACCUGGGAAGAAAAAAUAUGAACAGAUUGAUAAAAUAACUUCAUAUUUUUUCUUCCCAGGUCCGAUACUUGUGUCUGUGAAUAUAGAUAUUAUAAAAAUGUGUUUCCUUAGAUGCAUUUUGUUUGUAAAGUAAUUUUCAAAAAAAUAUGAAACAAAAACGUGUUUUCUUAAUAGCAUAAGCUUCUAAUUAAUUGCAGGUGGUCACUUAUCAAAUUUGAAUGAAUGAGUCAAUCAUAAUUAUCACCUAAUUAAUCGGUAUCUUUAACAUACACAUUGAUUGAUAAUAGCCCGUGACAAUAGGAUUCCUUUGAUGUCCUUUACCCGUUUUUAAAAGUGGGCCGAGUUGACCCGUGCCGAGUUAGAAUAGGGCCGAGCUGACUCGGGGGCCAAGUAUGUUUUAGGGCCGAGCUGACCCGGAUUCAUUAUUAUUAUGCCCCCAUUUCGAAGAAAAGGGGGUAUAUUGCUUUGCACUUGUCGGUCCGUCGGUCCGUAGACCAAAUGGUUACCGAGUGAUAACUAAAGAACCCUUAGGCCUAGGAACUUCAAACUUGGUAUGGUGAUUGUUCAUGACCAGUAGAUGACCCCUAUUGAUUUUGGGGUCAAGGGGUCAAAGGUCAAGGUCACAUUGACCUUGUAAGCAAAAACGGUUUCCGAUCAAUAACUAAGGAACCUUAAGGCCUAGGAACUUCAAACUUGAUAUGGUGAUUGGUCAUGAUCAGUAGAUGAUCCCUAUUGAUUUUGGGGUCAAGGGGUCAAUGGUCAAGGUCACAUUGACCUUGUAAGCAAUAACGGUUUCCGAUCAAUAACUAAAGAACUUUAAGGCCUAGGAACUUCAAACUUGGUAUGGUGAUUGGUCAUGAUCAGUAGAUGACCCCUAUUGAUUUUAGGGUCAAGGGGUCAAAGGUCAAGGUCACAUUGACCUCUUGGGUAAAAACGGUUUCUGAUCAAUAACAAAAGAACCCUUAGGCCUAGGAACUUCAAACUUGGUAUGGUGAUUGGUAAUGACCAGCAGAUGACCCUAUUGAUUUUGGGGUUAAGGGGUCAAAGGUCAAGGUCACAUUGACCUUAUAGGUAAAAACGAUUUCCGAUCAAUAACGAAAGAACCCUUAGGCCUAGGAACUUCAAACUUGGUAUGGUGAUUGGUCAUGACCAGCAGAUGACCCCUAUUGAUUUUGGGGUUAAGGGGUCAAAGGUCAAGGUCACAUUGACUUUGUAGGUAAAAACGGUUUCCGAUCAAUAACUAAAGAACCCUUAGGCCUAGGAACUUCAAACUUUGUAUGGUGAUUGGUCAUGACCAGCAGAUGACCCCUAUUGAUUUUGGGGUUAAGGGGUCAAAGGUCAAGGUCACAUUGACCUUGUAGGUAAAAAUGGUUUCUGAUCAAUAACGAAAGAACCCUUAGGCCUAGGGACUUCAAACUUGAUAUGGUGAUUGGUCAUGAUCAAUAGAUGACCCCUAUUGAUUUUGGGGUCAAGGGGUCAAGGUCACAUUGACCUUUUAGGUAAAAACAGUUUCCGAUCAAUAACUAAAGAAGGCCUACGAACUUCAAACUUGGUAUGAUUAUUGGUCAUGACCAGUAGAUGACCCAUAUUGAUAUUGGGGUUAAGGGGUCAAAGGGCAAGGUCACAUUGACCUUGUAGGUAAAAAUGCUUUCAAAUCAAUAACUUAAGAACCCUUUGGCCUAGGAACUUCAAACAUGGUAUGAUGAUUGGUCAUGACCAGCAGAUGACCUAUUGAUUUUGGGGUCAAGGGGUCAAAGGUCAAGGUCACAUUGACCUUGUAUGUUAAAACGGUUUCCGAUCAAUUAACUAAAAACGCUUAGGCCUAGGAACUUCAAACUUGGUAUGAUGAUUGGUCGUGACCAGCAGAUGACCCCUAUUGAGUUUUGCAUCAAGGAGUCAAAGGUUAAGGUCAUGACCAGUAGAUACUUGAUAACCCUUAUUAAUUGUUUGAUCACUGGGUCAGAAGUCAUAAUAACCUUAUCACAUGACUAAUUGGUGCUGAUAGGGGGCACACAUGUUUUACAAACAUAUCUUGUUUACCUUUUGAUUUGAAUAUGUAGAUUGACAUGGAACUUUGUUUGCAUGGUGUGUGGCAUUUUAUCUGA
Molecule: messenger RNA, 5126 nt
Organism: Ruditapes philippinarum (Manila clam)
Lineage: Eukaryota; Metazoa; Mollusca; Bivalvia; Venerida; Veneridae
Product: lipoyltransferase 1, mitochondrial-like
Exons: 6
Coding region: 428-1594 (388 amino acids)
Biological process (GO): protein lipoylation
Cellular component (GO): mitochondrion; cytoplasm
Molecular function (GO): lipoyltransferase activity
Source: RefSeq, a predicted model, not a curated record